ACGGCUAUGUCAGUACUCAUCGACCCUUUGUUUACAGUCAGUCAUAAAAGUAGAUAGAAUAUUGAACAACAACAAGAAGAAUAAGAACAAUACAUAAAAAGAUGCCGUCGGUGUGCAAAUUUACUCUGAAUCAUCCAAAUGCAGUUUAUUAUAGUGGCCAGACCGUCAAUGGAACCAUUAGCCUAACUACGACCUCAGAGAAAAACAUUAGAAAUGCUCGCAUUAUAUUCCUGGGAGAGGGCAAAGUAGAGUGGGAGGAGUCAACAACGACGACAGAUUCCAAUGGCAACAGCACGACCAGUACAACAUACUACAGAUCUCAUGAAGUUUAUAUCCACAACGAAACCAUUGUCCGUGGUGAGGGCAUCUUGCCUGUGGGCGUGCACACCUAUACAUUCACAAUUGUUUUGCCAUCAGACUGUCCCACUUCCUGUGAGGGAAGCUAUGGUCACAUUCGUUAUGGAAUUUCCCUGAAAUUAGAUCGUGUUCUGCGAUUUGAUAAUACCUACUACACACCUUUGACUGUUUUAAAGACGGUUGAUUUAAACGUGAAUCCCGUUUUUAGACUUCCUUUAUUGGCAGAGAAAGAUGCCAGUUUAUGCUGUUGGCCUUGCAGUGGUGGUAAACUAUUUUAUUCCCUGCAAAUUCCAUUUGGUGCCUAUACUCCCGGACAAAUUGUUAAAUACUCACUGAACAUACAAAAUCAUUCCAUGGUAGACGUCGAAAGCUAUUUCAUGGAAUUUACUCAAAAAAUGACAUUCACAGCCCAUUCACCAAUCCGCAGUCAUCGUCACGACAAACGCACCCUAGUCAAAAAAAACUAUCCGGAAAUAUGUCGCCGUUUGACCAAUCGCAUAUUAAAUGGUGAAUUUCAAAUACCCUCUGUGCCGCCCACAACUGAACCAACGAAGAUUAUUUAUGUGGAAUAUAGGCUGAAAGUAAAAAUGAUUAUGUCCGGCUGUCACAGAUCCAAGGAUAUAUCCGUGCCCAUAUUUAUUGGCAACAUACCGUUGCGCGAAAGUUGGUCAAGCAUUGCUGGGGGAAUGGAUGUCACACCAAGUGCCCCAGAAAUGACAAAAUCCGAAGAUAAUUCUGGUUCAGAAAUGCCACCGAACUAUAAUGACCUAAAACCGCCAUCCUAUCAAGAGGCUAUGCAAAGUGAUUCCCCCUUUGUAGACAAUGACGUCGAUAAGCAUCAUCGUGUGGAUGGUUUUAAACCUCUUUAUCCAAUGUAUUCAUAAUCAAGGGGGAUUUAAAUGGUGAAAGAUUUUCUUAAAGAACUAAGGGUGCAAGCACAUAAAGAGCUUGAAGUCAUGGCUAGGCAUAUUUUGUGACAUUUCAUAAAGGGAUUACAGAGCCGCACUAAAAUCCUGCCGUCGUUUUCCAUUAUAAUUUGACAUUAAUAUGCCUAGCCAUGACUUCAAGCUUGUUAUGUACUUGCCCCUUAAAAAUUCAAAGAGAAAAAAUCGUAUUUGAGGUUUGAGGAUUUCUUUACGAUACCACAAACAACAACCACAAACACAUUUGUAAAAUAUGCAUUAACGAGAAACUAUUUAUUUAUAAACAUAUACUUUUGUCAUUAGCGUUCAACUUACAAUAGUUGAACGUGAUGAAAGUGAUUUGAACAUACUAGAACCACCACAGCUGAUAUAUAGAAAACGAAGUCUGGCUAAUAAAAAAGGGAAAAUUGAAAAUUUUUAUAAAGAAGAAUAAGUCUGAAAAUGUUCUUAUUCGAAAUAUUCAGAUGCUUAUGAUUUAGGUAAUAACAUACAAGUAUGCAUAUCAUAAUUUACAAUCUUCAUAUGCAACUUAAGUUCACUGAACUUUUUCUUUAACUUUAAUGAUCAGUAACAUCGAAGCUUUUCACUUAAAGUAGUGAGUUUGGGGCAAAUCUGAAAUCACAACAUUCACGAAAAAACUCUUAUGCUCUUUGGAAACUUUCCACGCUUAUAAGAAAUAUAACAAUAGUCCUACAAAAUACCCACCUAAGUCAAUCAUUUUCAAAUUAGUAUUAGAUAUUUUGAA
Molecule: messenger RNA, 2025 nt
Organism: Musca domestica (house fly)
Lineage: Eukaryota; Metazoa; Arthropoda; Insecta; Diptera; Muscidae
Product: arrestin domain-containing protein 3
Exons: 4
Coding region: 102-1241 (379 amino acids)
Biological process (GO): protein transport
Cellular component (GO): cytoplasm
Source: RefSeq, a predicted model, not a curated record